Messenger RNA from Mya arenaria, 939 nucleotides. RefSeq lists its product as uncharacterized. The record is from RefSeq and is a predicted model, not a curated record. The transcript is spliced from 2 exons. NCBI's taxonomy places the organism in Eukaryota, Metazoa, Mollusca, Bivalvia, Myida, Myidae. The coding region runs from base 1 to 939 and encodes 312 amino acids.
AUGCCCAGGGUAGUUCAGGUAAGCUCGACCAGCAACCUCAACGUAAAUACACGGGACCGGGAACAGGCUGAAGAUUUUACCGACGCCGACGAUGGUUUUAAUAAAAACCACAACCAACAGGAACAUUGCAGUUUGAGUUUUGAUGCGUUGCCCCAAUAUCUGCAGUUUCCUAUAGACUACGCGGCGUACAAUGUGGUCUAUUGUCCGUCAGACAACGACCCGUACUGUUUACACUGUGAGGUUGGUGGUGAGGUAGUCAAAUACAAGAAAGACGCCAGGAUAUGGCUCCACAAAAGCAGUGAUAAUAACAGAAUACAUGCUAGUAAAAAUACGAACACUCCGGAAACAAGAAAAGCAACUGCAAAUGAAGAUGAUUCUAACUAUGAUGAUAUUAAGCGACGUCUAGGGAAAAUUCAACACUAUUUUCAAAACGUUUGUGCCUCAAAUGUUGGUUACACUCACGGCCCUUAUAGAACAGCCGUCGGUAUUGACAGCGACAUUUCUUCUCUCGGUGACUCGGACGCCGACCUGACAUAUUCGGAGGAGUCCAGUCCGUCUCAUUCCAUUACAAACACCAAUAUUCACACGACAAAGUUGGAUUCCCGUGUUACAUUCGCAGACAUUAACGAGCAUGCCAAUAUUACCCAGAAUGAGAGUUUAUCCAACACGUCGAUGAUCUUGGAGACUGAUAUCGCUGAUCCCUCCGAAAUACAAGUCGAUGUCUCAGAUUCGCACAUGUGCACGGAGAACGCUAGCGGAAACAACAGCCGGAGCGGACUGACUUCCUGUGAGGUGGCAAGGCGGCUAGCGCCGGCCAUCGAUAUGGAACACGAGUCGCUAUCGGACGGCCUUCUGGACAGCGCCGUGAACAGCUUCAUCACCGACCACACCGUCGGAGCGUUCCGCCGCCGCCGACAACGAAGUAAUGACUCGAGGUAA